AUGGGCAGUGAGGAAGAGGAAGAGAGCGAAGAGGAAGAAAUCUCACAGCAACAUCAAUCUGAGCUGCUCAAACUGGACGCUAGGGUGGUUUCCAGGAAUUGCAAGAGCCUGCGCUGGAGGGUGGUGCAGCCGUCCAGCAGCAGCAAGGUCCUAGCAGGGGAGGGACCACCCAUCCUAGUUCUGCAGAAGGGCUACGAAUGCGAGGACUGCGGGAAAGUCUUCAGUUGCAGCUCGCACUACAGCAAGCACCGGCGAACGCACACGGGCGAGCGCCCCUUCCAUUGUGAAGACUGCGGCAAAAGCUUCAACGUCAGUUCUAACUUAUAUAGGCAUCAGCGGGCACAUGCCAGUGCCAACACCUCCCCAGGAACCCCCUCUCCAGCCCUCCUGCCCACCCGGGGCUUGCCCUACCAGUGUGCCGAGUGCGGUCGGUGUUUCCGCCGCAAUACCGAGCUGGUGACUCACCAACGGCUCCAUACUGGCCGGCUGCCCUUCCAGUGCGGUGACUGCGGCAAGAGCUUUUCCUGGAGUUCGCAUUUUGCCCGGCACCUGCGCAUCCACACUGGGGAGAAGCCCUAUCCUUGCAACGAGUGUGGCAAGCGCUUCAGCCGCAGUUCCCAUCUCUACCGCCACCAGCGCACUCAUGGCACCAACGCGGCAGCCAACGUUACCCGUGCCUACAUCUGUACCUACUGUGGACGCAGCUUCAGCACCACGCUGCACUUUGACCAGCACCAGCGUACCCAUCGUGGCCGCAAGCCCUACAAGUGCACCCUUUGUGGUAAAGCCUUUGCCGAUGGCUUGGCAUUGGUGAAGCACCAGCGUUUGCACUUGGUUGGGGGGGACCAGAGCCACCAGUGCUCAGAAUGUGGGCAGAGUUUUGGGGGGCGGUCCCAGCUGGCCCGCCACCGCCGUCUCCACGGCACUGCUGAUAAGCCGUUUGGUUGUGGGGAGUGCGGGCAAAGCUUCAGUGCUCGCACUCAGCUGGCUCAGCACCGGCGGCUUCACAUCUCCACCGAUAAGCCGUACCACUGUGGGGAGUGUGGGCUCAGCUUUACGUGGAGCUCCCACUGGGAGCGACACCGACGCAUUCACACAGGCGAGAGGCCCUACUCCUGUGGCGACUGUGGCAAGUGCUUUGGGCGCACCUCCCACCUGUAUCGACACCAACGCACCCAUGCUGGGGGGCAGCCCCACAUCUGCCCUGACUGCGGCAAGAGCUUCAACAGCACCUUGCAUUUCCAGCGACACCAACAUGCCCACCACCACAACCCAGAUGGUUCUCAGCUCUCUGCCCACGGGUGUGGAAAUUGUGGUGAGCUGUGUGCCGAUGCCUCCGCUUUGCUCAAACACCAGUGUGUGCAUGUGGAGGAGAGGCUGUAUCCCUGCCCCCAGUGCAAACGGCACUUCUGCGGGACCUCACACCUUUACCGGCACCUCAGAAGUCAUGCCCAGCAGACAGAAGAGACAAACCACCUGAUCCCCAACGUCAUGCAGGAAAACUAUGAGAACGUGAUCUCACUGGUCAUGGAAUCUGAACGGAGCCAAGCACCGCAGGCCCCGACGCAGAAUCAAGCAGCCGGGCCAAGCGAAAGUGGACUCAAUGCUGACCUCCGUCGCCAGCUGGGCUUCAUCCUGCAGACGGCUGGCCGGAGCCAAGUGGAGAAGAUGCUGCGGGAGCUGGUGAAAGAGCAGAGCCAGGAAGGGAAGCGGAAAGCAAGGAAGAAGGCACCUAACAGCCUCAGAGAUGAAGCUGCUGGGGAGAAUGAAGAAGAGCUGCAGCCAGAACAAGACCGUGUGGAGAAGGAGGCACCGCCAUCAAGGAGAUCUAUCAGCCCAGAUGAGGCUUGUGCAAGCAGCAAUUGGGGCCCGCAGAGCCUAGAGGACCAACAGCCUCCUCAAGACUCUGCUGUGCAUCAGCAGGAAGGGAAGAAUUCCGACAGCCACAGGCAUCUGGAAAAGUCGGGGGUGUGUGGGGAGCGUGGGAAGAAAAGCAUGAGUGGUAAUGGUCGAGGCCAUGGCAUGCCCACACCAGAAAAACCACACCAAUGCACCAAGUGUGGACGUUGCUUCCGGCAACACUCCAUCCUGGCUAAGCAUCAGAAGAUCCACACUGGGGAGAAGCCCUACCUAUGUGUGGCUUGUGGCAAGCGAUUCAACCGCAGCUCCAACCUGGUGCAGCACCAGCGCGUGCACACAGGGGAGCGUCCCUUUCCCUGCACAGCCUGUGGCAAGGCUUUCACCCAGAAAUCGGAUCUGGAGCGUCAUCAGCGGGUGCACACAGGGGAGCGGCCAUACGCCUGCCAGGAGUGUGGGAAAUGCUUCUCCGUCAGCUCCCACCUUGACCGGCACAAGCGCACCCACCAAGACAACCCUCAGGAGCAGCCAUCGGCCGCCCCUCUAGUCCCUGCUACCCACUACUGUCCCGACUGUGGGAAAUGUUUCAGACAUCGCUCUUCUCUCUCUAAGCACCGUAAGACCCAUUUGGGGGAGCGCCCUUACCCCUGCAGUGCCUGUGGCAAGCGGUUCAGCCGCAGCUCCAACCUGGUACAGCACCAGCGCAUUCACACGGGGGAGCGCCCGUUCCCUUGUGCCGACUGUGGCAAGAGAUUCAUCCAGCGUUCUGACCUGGAGCGACACCAGCGGGUGCACACCGGGGAACGGCCCUAUACCUGUGCCCAGUGCGGCCAGAGUUUUUCCGUGAGUUCCCAUCUGGACCGGCACCAGAGAGUCCAUCAAGCCUUUAAGCCCUACAAGUGUGAGGGUUGUGGGAAGGCCUUUGCCCAGCGCUCAGUGUUGAUGAAGCACCAGCGCAUCCACACCGGCGAGAAGCCUUUCUCGUGUGGGGAGUGUGGCAAGGGCUUCAUCCAGAAGUCGGAUCUGACCAUCCACCAGCGCAUGCACACCGGGGAGAAGCCGUAUCGCUGUGACACCUGUGGCAAGUGCUUUAGUGUCAGUUCCAACUUGCUGACUCACCAGCGCACCCAUCUGGGGGAGAAACCCUACGCCUGUGGGGAGUGUGGGAAGGCCUUCGUCCAGCACUCGGAGCUGACCAUCCACCAGCGCACACACACUGGGGAGAAGCCCUACAAAUGCAGUCUCUGCAGCAAAUGCUUCAGCCGCAGCUCUCACUUGAACCGUCACCGGCGCACCCACGAUUAUGGUGCAUUUACAAAAGGGAAACCAGAGGAAGAUGCUCUUGUGGGAGAGAGAACGCAACAUCUGGAGGAAGAGGCCUUGGAACAACUGAAAAAGGACAACACCAUCGUCAUCCUGCCAGCUGAUAAGGGCAGGGUGACCGUUGUCAUGGACAGAUCAGUGUACACCGACAAAGCCCUAGCGCUGCUCAAUGACGUCACAGCCUACAGAGUCAUCACCAAAGAUCCGAUGACAACGCUCAAGAAUCAUCUGGUGGUCGCUGUGAUAAGGGACCGCCUACAAGAGGAGCAAGAACAGCAUCUGGACUCCCUCCACACUAAUGACCUGAUACAACUGUUAACCCUGUGCCCAAAAACGUAUUUCACCUUUCAGGGCAUCAUAUAUGAACAAAUUAAAGGGACGCUGAUGGGAUCUCCCAUCUUGGGCAUCAUUGUGGAGGCGGUUCUGUAG
Protobothrops mucrosquamatus (brown spotted pit viper) is the source of this 3609-nucleotide messenger RNA. Its product is annotated as zinc finger protein 23-like. Gene Ontology annotation, molecular function: DNA-binding transcription factor activity, RNA polymerase II-specific; RNA polymerase II cis-regulatory region sequence-specific DNA binding. The record is from RefSeq and is a predicted model, not a curated record. Gene Ontology annotation, biological process: regulation of transcription by RNA polymerase II. Lineage: Eukaryota; Metazoa; Chordata; Lepidosauria; Squamata; Viperidae. The transcript has 8 exons. The coding region runs from base 1 to 3609 and encodes 1202 amino acids.